AAAGACAUAAAAAAAAAACCUAAAUUUGUUUCUUCUUCUUCUUUCCCCCCUCAAAACAGUGUUCAGCCAAAUUUACUCCCGUCUCUGAAAACUCGCAGCAGAGUCGCCGUGAUCCGUCCUCUCCGACUCGAUGACGGCAUUGUCUCAUACCAUAGAGCUUAGACUAGCUACCGCCGAGAAAGAAGUGCUUCAAGAGUUGGUGAAGGUAGUGCAGAGUCGAGGUCUGCGAGGCGAAAUCGGAAACUGGAAGGAGUUUUUAGAUCGCCGAAUGACCCUUCGACUCGUUCCCACGACGAGUUGGUCGCAUUUCUGACGACUUUCAAGAAGAAGGACGAUUUGCUGGUUCUGAAAUGUCACGCGAAUCAUCUUCUGAUUGAGAAGCUGAAGCAAGAAUCUCCGGAUAAUGACACUCCUGAGCAGAGUCUAGUUCGAUUGACUGUUGAGCAUCCUGCUUACUCGGUAGACUAUUCAUUCAAGCCAUACUCCGAGGACUGGUUUGUAUCUGAUGUUGGAAUGAAGUCGUCGAAGGUGAUGAGAUCAACAGAAAUGGUAGCUCUUGAUUGCGAGAUGGUUCAACAGAUGGUUCUUUGUAAAGAUGGCACUGAGGGUUUGGUUAGAGUUGGUGUCGUAGACCAUGAUUUAAAGGUGAUUCUUGACAAAUUUGUGAAACCGGACAAGCCUGUUGUUGACUAUAGAACAGACAUAACAGGGAUUAUUGCUGAAGAUAUCGAGAAAGAAACCCUCUCUGUGGCAGAUGUUCAGGAAACUUUGCAGCCCUUUCUUUCAAAUGGUACGAUUUUGGUAUGUCACAGCUUGAACAAAGAUUUAGAAGUGUUGAAGAUAGAUCAUCCAAGAGUAAUCGAUACAGCACUUGUGUUCAAGUAUUCCAAUGAACGAAAUCCCAGAAGAGCUUCACUUAACAACCUUUGCAAAUCUAUUUUGGGUUACGAAGUCAGAAAGACCGGAGUUUCUCAUGACUGUGUACACGACGCAGCAGCUGCGAUGAAACUUGCACUUGCUGUUAUAGAGAAAAGAGCUAACACAACAAUCUCACCAUCUAAAGAGAUGUUGGAGGUUGAGAAAUCAAGACUAUUUUUACAUAAAAUCCCUCACAAUGUGCCAUCUAAAGAGCUGGAGCAAGUUAUAUCUGGAAAGUUUAUUUCAGGAGAGUUUACACUUGAUGUUAAGCCAGCAAAAACACAGAGAGGUUGCUAUUGUGCGUUUGUUGUUUUCCAUAGUUCAAAAGAAGCAGAUCAAGCAUUUGAAAACGUUAAUGUAGACCAAGGACAGGAUUCAUUGGGUUUGCCACAAAAACUGAUUUUCUUUAAGCUGAGUUCUGGUUCAAGAGUUAGUGUAUUCGUCCGUAAAAUGGCUCAAGAUGAAUCCGUGUAGUAAAUCUCUGUGACUACUAAGAGAAUCUUUCCGGCUAAUUAUUUGUUGUUUUUAUUAAGAUUUUCUAUGUAAUAUAAGAACAGAAAACGACGACAAAAACUAAGUAUUGUUAGUGUUAACAUGAGUUUUUCGUAAGAAUCUAAGAGACCAAAGCAACUAGG
Messenger RNA from Thlaspi arvense, 1553 nucleotides. NCBI's taxonomy places the organism in Eukaryota, Viridiplantae, Streptophyta, Magnoliopsida, Brassicales, Brassicaceae. The record is from the annotation of a GenBank genome assembly.